Sphaerodactylus townsendi is the source of this 1174-nucleotide messenger RNA. RefSeq names its product protein phosphatase 3 catalytic subunit beta (gene PPP3CB). Gene Ontology annotation, cellular component: cytoplasm; calcineurin complex. The record is from RefSeq and is a predicted model, not a curated record. Gene Ontology annotation, molecular function: calmodulin-dependent protein phosphatase activity; calmodulin binding. Lineage: Eukaryota; Metazoa; Chordata; Lepidosauria; Squamata; Sphaerodactylidae. Gene Ontology annotation, biological process: calcineurin-mediated signaling. The transcript is spliced from 4 exons. The coding region runs from base 48 to 617 and encodes 189 amino acids.
GCCGAGCGGCAUGCUGCCAUGUUGUUGCGGGCUCCGGCGCCGCCGUCAUGUCAAGCCCGGAGGGGCUGGUGGGGACGCCGCCCGGCACUCGCGAGCGGUCGGUCACAGCUGUCUCUUUCCCUCCCACUCAUCAAUUGACAUCAGGAGAAGUAUUUGAUUCAGAUGGAAAGCCUCGAGUCGAUAUUUUGAAGACCCACUUAAUAAAAGAAGGCCGAGUAGAGGAAGAAAUUGCAUUUAGGAUAAUCAGUGAGGGGGCUGCCAUUCUGCGAAGAGAGAAAACCAUAGUAGAAGUUGAAGCUCCCAUAACAGCAGGUACAGCUGCAGCAAGAAAAGAAAUAAUCAGGAACAAAAUCCGGGCAAUUGGCAAGAUGGCCAGAGCCUUCUCUGUUCUCAGAGAGGAAAGCGAAAGUGUGCUGACCCUCAAGGGCUUGACUCCCACCGGAAUGCUGCCCAGCGGCGUGUUGGCCGGAGGACGCCAGACCUUGCAAAGUGGUAAUGACAUUAGGCAACUUGCUGUGCCCCAGAUGGACUGGGGCUCCUCCCUCUCUGUUGUUCGCACCCUACCCACCACAUGCAGGAAAUUCCUUAGGCCUUUCUGUUCCUGUCCUAGGGGCUGAUGAUGAAAGCAUAAUGUUGCGUGUUAAGCGGACAAUGUGAAAUCAGUAUUCAACCAGGGUAUUUAAAAAACCCAAAUGAUUUCAGUGUAGCCUGGUCUCCAUCAGUCUUGGGGGUUUCACGGGUAAAACCUUGCAGACUGCAUAGUUGCCUCUGAGCUGGGAUUGGAUUGACAGCGGAGAGCCAAAGAUGAGGGAUCCGUUGCUCUGUCAUCAGGCGCUGAGCGAGCUGCUCCCUUUCUGUCCAUUCUAUUGCAGGACUUAACCAGUGAACGUCAGGUGCUUUUUGGAUGACGGGAACAGGUUUCCAAUUUCAAUUCUGUGUUUUGUUGACAGAAAAUGUGUUGUACCCUGGUGAUUGAGGCCAGAGUCUGUUCCUUCCUGAUGUUUGUCAGAUGUUCUGUGUAACGCUACUGCCCCCCCCCCCCCCCGAACUGUCCUUGUAAAUGGUUCUUUCCUUUCUCUGCAGAUGCAGGUGCUUUCGCAGACCUGUCUCUCUUUCUCUAGGUAUAGCUGUAUGUCUGUAUAAGUGUGUAUCAAUUAAAUCACUAUCUCAGACA